AUGGGGGCGCCGCGCGAGCUCGAGCUAUCCGACGAGGUGGAGGGAGAGGAGGACGGCACCACCGACUUCGUCUUCCGCCUCGCCGGAGACCCCAUCCCGCUCCUCCCGACCGACUCCAACCCGCUCCCGCUCUUCGACCUGCUGUCCCCUCCCGCGCGCCCGCUCGUCGUCGCCGACCGCCACGCCACCGUCUUCCUCGCCCACCCCUGCGGGUUUAUAGCUGUGAGGACGAAGGAGUUGAUCGAAGCCGGCAAGGAGGCGCGCGAGAAGGGAAAGGCGAGCACCCGCUGCGCGCAGGACUGCUGCGUCGCCGACGUGCCCCUCCCUGGUGUAUCCCUCAUCGCGCUCUCCCAUGAUGAGUUUGUGUUAGCCGCCUGCACAGAUACUGAGAUCCAGUUCUUCUCGUUGGCGUCUCUGCUCACACAUAAGGAUGUGGUACCAUCCUCAUCAUGUAGCCUGGGACGAGCUGGCACUGUGAAAGAUUUCAAGUGGUUAAAUCAUGCCUCUGCAUCAUAUAUUGUACUCUCAAAUGGUGGGUUGCUUUGUCAUGGGAGUUUGGGCGAAGGCCUGAAGGAUGUGAUGGAAAACAUCAAUGCAGUGGAUUCCAUUGGCUGGGUACAUGGUGAUAGUAUUGUUAUUGGGUGUGUUCGAUUAAAUGAAGAUGACAAUGAAGAAGGAUAUCUUGUUCAAGUUAUAAGGACUAAAGAAAGCACAUUUUAUGAGAGCCCAGGCAAGCCAGAUGUUUAUACCUAUGUUGAUUUUUUCCACGGCAUUAUGGAUGAUGUUUUACCACCCGGAGAGAAUGGCGAUGACAAUGUCAUACUAGGGUUUGGUGUUGAGAAUGUUUCAUUAUUUCAAAAGAUCACUGUAACAGUUGGACCUGAACAAAAGGAGGUUGCCCCUCAACAUAUUCUACUCUGUUUGACUGGUGAAGGCAAACUAGUUGUACAUUACCUCGCCAGGAUUUCGGACCCUUCUGAUUUAACUCAUGCUACUGUGUCUACCAAUGAGGACUAUGAUGAAAAACAUAUUUCACCUGCAACUGUAUCUGAAAAGGAGCUGACUCCAAGUGUUACAGGCUCAGUAUCUAAGAGUAGCAACCAGCAGGAAAUGAAUGUGAAAAACAGUAGCUCAGCUUCAAAAGAACAGGAAACAACUGGCAAUUUGUUGCUUAUCUCUUCCAAUAAGAAGCCCUUAGACACCAAGCAAGUGAAUGCGACUGCUCCACUUGCAGCUUUGCUUAGCUUAGCAUUAACAGGAAACACAAAACCUACAAUAUCUUCCAGUUUUUCUACUGUCAAUAAUGAAGGCAUGAAUCCAACAGGAGGCAAUGCACCUAAUGGAUUAGCUCCUUCCUUGCAAUCAAGUAGCAGAAGUUUUGGAAACAGCCAAACUGGCUCUAGUGGAUCUGUCCCUGCCAAGACCGGAGAAAGGAAUGAGGUUGGUUUUGGAGUUCCUUCGCCGCAAACCAGUUACACUGCUGAUAGAAAAGUUUUUGGUGCUCCAGUUGCCUUAAGCUCUGUACCUUCACCAUCGAUAUCUCCAGCUAAACCUUCCCCAAUUGGAUCUUCGUCAAGUGGAUUUCGGACAGGAAACUCUGAAGCACCUCAAUCAUUGCGUGGAUCACCUCUGUCACAGCAAUCUAUGGGCAAAUCACAUAACAGCAGGACACAAGCACCAGCAGACUAUUCUAGAAACUCCAAGAUGGGCACAAGAUUCGAUUCUGAACAAGACUUGUCUAAAAAGUUUUACAGUAUAAAUGAAGUGAUGAAGGAGUUAAAUGCCCUACUAGCGUAUAUAGAAAAGGAUGGUGGUUUCAGAGAUGCCUGCAUAACCUUCCAGCAGCGUCCUCUUUCUAUGUUUGAGGAUGGCUUACAAAACCUUUUGGAGUUGUUGCAGGUCUUCAAGGGCAAAGUAGAGGAACAAUGUUCAAAAAUUGAAGAUCUGAGGAACAAGGUGUUUCAAGGUGAGACAUUCAAUGUUCUUUUGGCUAUCUUUUUAGAUAAAUACUUCAUGUCAUUUUUGCCAUUGUUUGUAAUUCAGACACAAUUAUCCAGUGUAUAUAAUGCACUGAACUCGCAGUUGGCAGCUGCUGAGCAGUUAUCUGAAUGCCUUUCAAAGCAGAUAUCUGUGUUAAAUAUUGGUUCUCCUACUAGGAAGCAGGGGGCGGUGACCAAAGAGUUGUUUGAGUCAAUUGGUUUAGCCCACACAACUGAUGCAACCAAAUUUUCAGGCAGCACUCCUAAGCCAAUUAAGCGGUUUCCAUCGGUGAAUGAGCAUUCAAAGGGAAUAUUAGGGCCUUCCAAGAGUGGUGAGCCUGAGACCGCUCGAAGGAGGAGAGAAUCACUGGAUAUGAGCCUGGCUAGUUUGGAACCUCAGAAAACAACUGUGAAAAGAAUAGCACAGCAACAACGCCUCAAGAUCAGCAGUGAUCUACCAUUCAGGUCAAACAAGAAAGUAUUUGAUUCUCAAAUGGCAGCAAUAUCACAGGAAAAGUCAAGCGAUAGCUCCAAUUCAUCUAUAGUAGAACCAUAUGUAAGCAGACUGCGUUCUCUGAGUGAAGUUUCAGAUGUAAAAGAAAAACCGUCAGGACCCCAACAGAACCCUUUCUUCAAAUGGGUAAAGGAAUCAACUGGGUCAUCUCAAAUGUCAGAGCAAAAGCAUUUUGAGUUACCAGGGCAAAUAAAAAACACUGCACAAUCUUCAAAAUUGACACCAUCUUCACCACCAUCAUUCAGUUACACACGUAUGGGUGCACAAGAUAGUAUCAACCCAUCCAGUGUUCCAUCCUUUGGAACAAAACAUACUGUGUCUAAGCCAAAUACUCUAACCUUCAAAACCACUAUAACCCCUAAAAGUAAUGGCCACACAGAGCCAAAUAUAUUACCUUCCAUAAUAGCUGCAAAAACUUCUCAGAGUCCACUGUCUGUGAAAACUACUGGGGAGUCUGGAGAUUUGCCUACAUUAACUAUGAAGAACAGACAGGAUAGUCAGUCAAUGCCAUCUUUGGGGAACAUAAAAGGACCAAGUGCUUCUCUGCAGAACAAGGGUGGCAUAUUUGGAGAUCUUGUCAAAUCGUCUUUUACUUCUGAACAUUCCAAACCUGCUGUAUUACAUGAGAAGACUGACCAGCUAAGUGGGGUUGGUGAUGCUGUACAGAACACUGUGAAAGAUACCCCCAAAAUGGCACCUCAACCUUCUGCAUUCUCGCCGGCUCCUGUUACUCAGACCAAUUUAUACUCCUUAAGGCCGACUGUUUCCUCUUCAGCCACAUCAGUCUCAUCAGGUGCGAAAACUUCGGAUGUUUUAUCUAGCUCAAUGCAGAAAGUUUCUCCAACAGUAUCUGGGGAUACUGUGUCUAGCUCAAUCCCUACACUUGCUAAGGAUUCGUCAACUGGCUUGAGUCAAAAUGCUUCCAAACCUGAAACACUAAUAUCAGAGGUAACUAGUACCAUAGUUUCUGCAAGUUCGACUUCAGUCAUAUCGACCAAUGAAAGCAAACCUUCAGUGCCUCCAACAACUGGCGCCAGCUUGCCUUCUACUCAUGUCUAUGUUCCUAAAACAGCGCCAACAGCAUCAGAAUCAGUUGUCACUUCCACAGGAAAAGAUGUAGGACCAAACACUGACACCAUCUCAACCGAUGAAGACGAUAUGGAAGAGGAGGCGCCUUCUGCAAGUGCCGAACUCAGCUUGGGAGCCCUUGGUGGAUUCAGCCUCGGGUCCCAGCCUUCUUCAAGUCCUCAAAAGUCUAAUCCUUUUGGUGCCUCCUUUGGUACAUCUGACAAUAAAAGUUCAGGCACACCAUUUACUUUGACAACCAGUCCAGGACAGCUUUUCCGGCCGGCAUCGCUAAGCAUUCCUUCAGCUCAGCCAGCCCAGCCAUCUCAAUCAACUAGCUCUAGUUCUUUUUCUAGUUCGUUCUCAAGCAGGCUUACUGGAUUUGGACAACCUGCACAAAUUGGAUCUGGCCAGCAGUCAGCAUUUGGGAAGCCUGCACAGAUUGGAGCUGGUCAGCAGGCAGGAUUUGGGCAGACAGCACAAAUUCAAUCUGGUUUUGUCAGCCUGCACAAAUUCAAUCUAGUUUUGUCAGGAUUUGGGCAGCCUGCACAAAUUGGGGCUGUCCAGUCAGGAUUUGGGCAGCCUGCACAGUUUGGUGCUCAACAGGCACUUGGAUCAGUGCUGGGUUCCUUUGGACAAUCGCGCCAGUUAGGAGGCAUAGGUUCUGAAGGAUUUCGUGGAUUUGCUAGCGCUUCUACAUCUGGGGGUUUUGGUUCUUUAUCUUCAAGUAAUGCUGGAUUUGCUGGUGCUGCAUCAUGUGGGGACUUUUCAGCACCCGCUGCUUCUGCAGGUGGUGGUUUUGCUGCUGCUGCUACUGGUGGAGGUUUUGCUGCUCUUGCCUCCAAAAGUGGCGGUUUUGCUGGUGCUACUCCAUCUGGUGGUGGUUUUGGAGGUGCCACUCAGGGAGGUGGCUUUGGCAGUGGUGAGAUCUCUGAAGUCGUGUUCUGUUUUGAACAAAUACUUACUUUUGGAGGGAAGUUUUGGAUAAAUGCUAAUGUGUGA
Molecule: messenger RNA, 4560 nt
Organism: Miscanthus lutarioriparius
Lineage: Eukaryota; Viridiplantae; Streptophyta; Magnoliopsida; Poales; Poaceae
Source: the annotation of a GenBank genome assembly